AUGCCAUUACUCUCAUAGCGUCUACAGGAUGCCAUGCAUAGAUUGUAUGUUGGCAGGUGGACGCCAUCUUCAAUGCUGUGAAGUGUAAUAAUACGCCGGAGUUGUCCGAUUAUCUUGCGAACGACAAAAGUUUCGGGACUCCGGUUAAUUGGAAUUCCUUGAAGAUUCCAUGACACCAUGAGUUACCAGAUGCAGCAGCCACAGUCUAGACUUAUAUCACACGGCAAUUACCAACAGCCAAGUGAUCUACCCAUAGGUUCAGCAAAAGAACAAACCAUCAUGUGGCAGCAAAACUCUUACCUGGGUGAUUCAGGUAUCCAUUCUGGAGCCACAACCCAGGCUCCAUCAUUGACUGGAAAAGAAGAAGACAUGGAGUCAGACCAACUGAUGUUUGACUUAGAUCAAGGAUUUGCCCAAGGUUUUACCCAGGACCAAGUUGAUGAGAUGAAUCAGCAAUUGAGUCAGACACGUUCUCAGAGAGUUCGUGCUGCAAUGUUCCCCGAAACUCUAGAAGAAGGCAUAGAGAUUCCAUCCACACAAUUUGAUCCAGCUCAGCCAACUGCAGUUCAACGUCUAGCAGAACCAAGCCAGAUGCUCAAACAUGCAGUAGUCAACCUAAUUAAUUACCAGGAUGAUGCUGAUUUGGCAACUAGAGCAAUACCUGAACUUAUAAAACUGUUGAAUGAUGAAGAUCAGGUUGUUGUUUCUCAAGCUGCAAUGAUGGUUCACCAACUGUCAAGAAAGGAAGCAUCAAGGCAUGCUAUCAUGAACAGUCCACAGAUGGUUGCUGCUUUGGUACGAGCAAUUUCAAAUAGCAAUGAUUUGGAGUCGACAAAAGCAGCUGUUGGUACGUUACACAACUUAUCUCACCAUCGUCAGGGUUUGCUUGCCAUUUUCAAAAGUGGUGGCAUUCCAGCUCUUGUAAAACUGCUCAGCUCGCCUGUUGAGUCUGUACUAUUCUAUGCCAUUACUACACUGCAUAAUCUUCUUUUGCACCAAGAAGGUUCGAAAAUGGCAGUUAGAUUGGCUGGAGGUCUGCAAAAAAUGGUUGCACUGUUGCAGCGGAAUAAUGUGAAAUUUCUUGCCAUAGUAACAGACUGUCUCCAAAUAUUGGCAUAUGGAAACCAAGAAAGUAAACUCAUUAUCUUGGCCUCUCAGGGGCCUGUGGAGUUAGUUCGCAUACUCCGCUCUUAUGAUUAUGAGAAGUUGCUAUGGACAACAUCGCGUGUUCUGAAAGUAUUGUCAGUCUGCUCCAGUAACAAGCCAGCAAUUGUUGAAGCUGGAGGCAUGCAAGCAUUAGCUAUGCACCUUGGUCAUCCAAGCCAACGCCUUGUUCAGAACUGCCUGUGGACUCUGCGCAAUCUUUCAGAUGCCGGAACUAAAGUUGAUGGUUUGGAAGGUCUUCUGCAGAGUUUAGUGCAGUUGCUGGCAUCAGCAGAUGUGAAUGUUGUGACAUGUGCUGCUGGUAUUCUCUCAAAUCUCACUUGCAACAACCAGCGGAACAAAGUUACAGUAUGUCAGGUUGGCGGAGUAGAUGCCCUCGUAAAUACCAUUCGAAAUGCUGGUGAUCGUGAAGAAAUAACUGAACCUGCGGUAUGUGCACUUCGCCACUUGACAUCUCGUCAUAUUGAAGCAGAAAUGGCACAGAAUGCAGUUCGUGCUAACUAUGGAAUGCAAGUCAUUGUAAAGUUACUGCAGGCACCAUCUCGUUGGCCUCUUGUUAAGGCAGUCAUUGGACUGAUACGAAACUUGGCUCUGUGCCCUGCCAAUCAUGCUCCACUGCGUGAACAUGGUGCAAUUCAUCAUCUUGUGCGACUUCUUAUGAGAGCAUUCCAGGAUACGCAGAGACGUCAGUCUAUAGCCAGUAGUGGCAGCCAGCAGCCAGGAGCUUAUGCUGAUGGUGUUCGCAUGGAAGAAAUUGUUGAAGGAACUGUUGGAGCUUUGCAUAUUUUGGCACGCGAAUCGAACAACAGAGCUAUUAUCCGUGGACAGAUGGUUAUACCAAUCUUUGUUCAGCUUCUGUUUAACGAGAUAGAGAACAUACAGAGAGUUGCUGCAGGAGUCCUCUGCGAACUAGCAGCAGACAAAGAAGGAGCAGAAAUGAUUGAACAAGAAGGUGCCACAGCUCCCCUUACAGAAUUAUUGCAUUCAAGGAAUGAAGGAGUUGCAACCUAUGCCGCAGCUGUUCUAUUCCGAAUGUCUGAAGACAAACCACAAGAUUACAAAAAACGACUGUCAAUGGAGUUAACAAACUCUCUGUUCAGAGAGGAACAAAUUAUGUGGAAUGGAGGUGACAUACCAAUAGGACCAGAUUUGCAGGAUAUGCUUGCACUAGGCCCAGACCAGGGCUAUUCAGCAGUAAUGUAUGGACAGGGACCACCUAGUGUUCACAGCAGUCAUGGAGGUCGUCAGUAUCCGAUGCAAGGCUAUGACACGCUACCAGUAGACUCUAUUCAAGGACUUGACAUAAAAUCUCACCCUGCCACUGGUGGUGGCGGCGGCGGUGGUGGAUCCAAUUAUGGACCCAUGGACACCAUGGAUGUACCAGGUGCUGAAUCAACAGACCUCAAUUUUGACCACUUGGAGGAAUUACCAAGCCCACCACAGGACAAUAACCAAGUGGCUGCUUGGUAUGACACUGACUUGUAAUUUAGAUUUGGUGCGGUGUCUGUCAGGAGUGUUAUUAACGUGUGUAUGUUUUUAUGUUCAUGGUGAAGUGAGUGACAUACUUUGCAUGUUAGAAGGUUAUUGUGUGUGGCAGACUGGCUGUACCACAGUGAAGAUAUCUCAUUCACAUGUUAAUUUUAGGUUUAUCAUUCCUAUUUCAUGACAGCUUUGUGAGAAUUCAUAACCAAAAUUUUAUAAACAAUUUUGUUGAGUGUUCUCAUAUAAUUUUGAUUCAUUAUUCCAUUUUGUAUAAUGAAUUGGAAGCAAAUGUUACUGAGUAAUGUAGAUUUUGGAAUAUUAUGUAAACAGAAUGAUGUGUAAGCCACUGUCAUUAUGGAAAGAUGAUUUUUUUGCUGCAUUAAUAGCCUCAUAAUUGAUACAUUAGGUGUGUAGAUGCAGUUUUAAGUGAGAAUUAUGUGUCUCAUUUAAUAAAUUUGUGAGUUUCACGCACAGUUAUUUAAUUAGAUGUAACUGUUAUUGAGCACUGCAGGGGAUAUCAUUAGUUAUUGUUCAUAUCACUCAGUCAUAAAAUUGUGUGUGAUCAUAGUAGCAAAACAUUUAUGUAUGUGUAGUGAAAUCUGCUAUAAUACUGAGUACUUUUAGCUGUGUAAUUCUGCUUCGUGUAUGUUGAAUGGUCCAUUUGCUUUCCUACUUCAGACGAAAAGUAUCUUGGAUAUUCUUUAAUUACAUGUAGGGGACCAUAUAUUUUUCUUCUUACUUUAGCCAGAACAUCAAAUAAAGUUAUUAAAUAUAA
Schistocerca cancellata (South American locust) is the source of this 3421-nucleotide messenger RNA. RefSeq names its product armadillo segment polarity protein (gene arm). The record is from RefSeq and is a predicted model, not a curated record. Gene Ontology annotation, cellular component: adherens junction; catenin complex. Lineage: Eukaryota; Metazoa; Arthropoda; Insecta; Orthoptera; Acrididae. Gene Ontology annotation, biological process: cell adhesion; positive regulation of transcription by RNA polymerase II. Gene Ontology annotation, molecular function: cadherin binding; protein phosphatase binding; transcription coactivator activity.